AUGAUUGUGUACCCCAUUUACCCACCCCCAACCCCAACCAAACCCAACCCCUUAAGGUUGGUUGGUGUUAAGUUCAUACUGGCGUAUGUUAUUGAUAAUCGGUAUCUGUCAAUUGAUGAGUGUACAUUUUAUGAUCUUGUUUUGUCAGAUAUUAAACAUUUUGUGGAGCAUUGCAAUCUAAAGAAAAGUGUGCUAGUGUUUCCACCGGUGCUUAGCCACUAUCGGUUUUUAACUCAUAAAAUUGUUGAAGAAGAGUUUGCUGAGCUUGCUAGCUUCUCUAUUGGUGAAGGUAACAACAGGCAGACUGUUGUCUGCUCCAUUUAUUUCAGGGGUAUGCAGAGCGACUCAAAGUCAGUUUCUUCUGGAAAGAAUGAAGUUAGCUCUAGAUCUGAACCAAGUGACAGGCUUGCAAGGCCAUCAAGAGGUAGGGGAAGAGGAAGAGGAAAGAAGAUUUUAACUCAUAGUGGAGAAGGAAAUGAUGUAAGGGUAGGCCACAGACAACAAUACGAACAGCCAGUAGCAUUAUCCCACCAAAGGGAUGCCAAUGGAAAGCAAAGGAAACGAGAUUUAGAUAAAACAUCAAGUUCUAGAAAAUCACGAAAGCCUGAUCAGGCUCUGUAUGUGCCUCGAUCUCUGAGGAAUCAAGGAAACAAAGCAACAACUGUAUCCAAAACUACAGAAACAGCAACAGAACUUGCAAAUGAAAUUGAAAGGCCGAGUAAAAGGUCACAAAAAGACCAGCAUGAGCUGCCACACAAGAGACACAUAGUGGACAAUGAAACCCAAACGAUAACAGCAGAUCAUAUGGCAUCAGUAAUGGUGCAAAGUGGUGAUGAUAAACAUGCAGAGAUCUUGGGUGUAGCAGUGUUGGAUAAAGAACACAAAGACCUCACUGAUUCAAUUAACGAUGCAACAUCUGAUGAUGCAUUAGUGAGAUUGGACCACUCAGAUCAUGAUGAUCAUGAACCAAAAGAGAAUGAUCAUCAAAUACAUAAAAAUGAUUUGACUACACAAGAAUUUUCUUCUGUAUCUGGAGAAGUUCAAACCACUGAAGGACCCCAGACCAAUAUUCCUUUUGCAAUAGAGUUUGAGCCUCAAGAAAUCUGCAGUAUAGAUCUUGCAGAAAAGGUGACCAAAUCAACUGAGGAAUCGCAUUUGAAUACUCAGGUAUCACCCAGUAUUUCUGUUAAUGACGAUGUUACCAAAAAUACUGACACAUUAGAGAAUGAAAAGUCAUCAACCAGUGAUGAUCAUCAUGGCAAAACCAUAGCAGCAUUUAAAGGUAAUGUCGAUGAUGUGGAUAAUCUUUCAAAGUCUGUUGAUCAAAUUAUUGAGCCAUUUUACCAACAAAAUGAUCUUGAUGAAGAUCACAGUGCAAUAGAUGUUGAGACUCAAUUACAUAUUGAAGAAAAUACCGAUGAUAUUUUUGAAAAAGGUGAUGGUGAGCCUGAUGAUGGCAAUGAACUGAUUGAAGAGAGUAUGGAUAUAGAAAAGGAGGACAAUAUAAAUGAAGUGGAUUUAGAUAUAAAUAUUGCCAACAUGGAACCAUCAACAGAUAAGAGUAGCACAGCCAUGGCAACUACUGACAGUGUGACAACUGGUGCUGGAGAUGAUGAAGAGGAAGAUGGUUGGGAAGCUAUGUUUGAUGACUCAGGAGAAGCAUUGACUUCUGAUGCCAUGGAUGAGAUUUCUGAUGCCAUUGGAAAAGUCAAAGUUUCUGUCAAAAAGUCAAAGCAAGAUUACUACAAUUACCAACCAAAGGAUAACUUUGAUUAUGGAAGAUUCAACCAUGUGAUUGAAAUUUUUGACUUCCCGGUGGAAUUCAGGACAGAAGAUCUGAUACAAUCGUUUUCGGCCUACAGCAUCAAAGGGUUUGAUAUAAAAUGGGUGGACGACACACAUGCUUUAGGAGUAUUCCAAUCUGUUUCAAGUGCACAGAAUGCAUUAGGCUUACAAAACCCGAUGCUCCGUACUCGCCCGCUGACCCAAGCAACGAGAGAGUCCAAACUUAAAGCUAGAACAUUCGUGGACUUCCUGCAGCCAGCUAGGCCGAGGCCCGAAACGUCAGCUGUGACAGCCAGGAGAUUAGUGUCUGGUGCACUUGGUAUUAAAUCACGGGAGAGUAAGGAACAGAGAGCCGCUGAAAUGAAGAAACUCAAAGAUGCCAAAGAGAAAAGAAAAGUCGAUAAGCGACUAACAGAAGAUGUUUGGGAAGGAAAUACUUGGCGACUGUGAAUAUAAUUAAGAGCAUUUUUCUAUGCUAAUAAGCAAGGUCGCCAUUAUACUCCUUGUUAAUUUAAAAAGUGCUACGGCAUGAUGAUGCCGUAGCACAUCCAUGGGGAUGAUGGUGUCAUGCCAUACACGUAUGGAAAAAUCACAGGAGAGCUAUCCUAAAUUUUUAGUGUUCACAUCUUAAGUGUUUUAUUUGCAUUAUGGCCUAAACAAAUACUUCUCUUGGCUGCUGUGAGACAAAAGGGAUAUCCCUGUAUGUCUCAGCUUUAAGCAUUUCAAUAGCAAAAAUCAUCUACAAAUGUUGCUGGUUCAAUUUCAGCAGGACCAUAAACAAUCAAAUAAAUGCUUCUCUCAAGUACAGUUGAACUUGCCUAAGUCGAAUCCAAAAUGACUUUAGUUAAUGGAAAACACAACAUGUAAAAUAAGGUUGACUUAGAAAUUAUUUGAGUUAUGCAAAGUCGACUUAAAGGCAAGUUUAACUGUGUGCACCGCUCUAUAAUAAACGCUGUACCUCUCAAAAUGGCAUUGAAAUAUAUUUUAUUUUUAAUAAAUCUUGUGGGGCUGAAUUAUUUCAUGAUUCAUAUCAUGAGGAUACUAUUUCUUACACACUAAUUUGCCACUGAGUGAAUAGUACUACAAAAUAAGCCUAUGUACAAUUAGGCCUACAUGGUACCAUUUUUGAAUUACACUAAUUCAUGUUUAUUAAGUGCUGCUCUAGAUUAAGCACUGCUCUAUAACUUGUAUAAGUGAUGCGGUGCUUAUAGCACAUGUACAUUAAUCUUUUUUUUUAUUGCUUCACUUUACAUUUAGAUAAUUACUUUUUGCUAUAAUAUAUAUGUCUGCAAUAUUAUUACAUGCAGACUUUAAUAUUUAUGGUGUAUAAAAAUUAUUGUUGUAAAUUAUUUUUGCAAUAUUUGUAAAUAUAGAAUCCGAUUGUAAGAUAUUUUAUUUAAAUAUUUGAUAUGGAAGUACUGUAGUAGUUUUCAAACAGAUUACAUUAUUUUCAGCUCAAAGAGCAAAAUAAGGUAUUCUUUUAUUGGUUUUUAUUUAUUGAUAUCUUUAUUUAAAUAUAUACAGUGGCGUCACUAUGACGUAUGGGGGCGCACUUCCCCAAACAACGUUUGCAUUCCCACGCACCUAGACACUGGAUAUUUUGUAAUCAAAAGAACACCACAAAAGUUUUAGGGAAUUACCUCAUUCUCAUAGCUGGCAACAUUUGUCUACAAUUUUUUACCCAGAAAGUUGCAGUGUUGAAAAUAUUUCAAGGUUGCAUCGUUUUGUAAUUUGUAAAUCAGAUGUUUGUUUUAAGUGUUGCUGCUGUUUUAUAAUAAAUGCUAUUUUAAAUGUUAUGUAAUUGUGACAUCAUUAGAAUGUUAUUGUUAAAUGAUUUACUGUGAUAUUUGUAUGAUGAAAAGAUGUUUUAUCCUGUAUUGGAACGUGAUAUAAAAAUAAAAAUUUUUUUAGUAUCAGAAAA
Anneissia japonica is the source of this 3706-nucleotide messenger RNA. RefSeq names its product coiled-coil domain-containing protein R3HCC1L-like. The transcript has 10 exons. Gene Ontology annotation, molecular function: nucleic acid binding. The record is from RefSeq and is a predicted model, not a curated record. NCBI's taxonomy places the organism in Eukaryota, Metazoa, Echinodermata, Crinoidea, Comatulida, Comatulidae. Bases 1 to 2235 code for a protein of 744 amino acids.